Messenger RNA from Mus pahari (shrew mouse), 1324 nucleotides. RefSeq names its product sirtuin 3 (gene Sirt3). The coding region runs from base 1 to 939 and encodes 312 amino acids. Gene Ontology annotation, molecular function: NAD+ binding. The transcript has 6 exons. NCBI's taxonomy places the organism in Eukaryota, Metazoa, Chordata, Mammalia, Rodentia, Muridae. The record is from RefSeq and is a predicted model, not a curated record.
AUGGCGCUUGACCCUCUAGGCGCCGUCGUCCUGCAGAGCAUCAUGGCGCUGAGCGGUCGACUGGCAUUGGCGGCGCUCAGACUGUGGGGUCAGGGAGGUGGGAGAAGGCCCAUAUCCCUCUCCGUGGGAGCCUCAGGCGGCUUUGGAUGUGGAGGAAGCAGUGAGAAGAAGCUCUCUCUGCAGGAUGUAGCGGAGCUGCUUCGGACCAGAGCCUGCAGUAGGGUGGUGGUCAUGGUGGGGGCCGGCAUCAGCACACCCAGUGGCAUCCCGGACUUCAGAUCCCCAGGGAGCGGUCUCUACAGCAACCUUCAGCAGUAUGACAUCCCGUACCCUGAGGCCAUCUUUGAACUUGGCUUUUUCUUUCACAACCCCAAGCCCUUUUUCACGUUGGCCAAGGAGCUAUACCCUGGGCAGUAUAGGCCCAAUGUCACGCACUACUUCCUAAGGCUACUCCACGACAAGGAGCUGCUUCUGCGACUCUACACACAGAACAUCGAUGGGCUUGAGAGAGUCAUCUUCCUCCCCAACCCCCUUCUGAUUCCCCAGGCUGAUGUGAUGGCGGACAAGGUACCCCGCUGCCCUGUUUGUACUGGCGUUGUGAAACCCGACAUUGUGUUUUUUGGGGAGCCACUGCCUGCAAGGUUCUUACUCCAUGUGGCUGACUUUGCUUUGGCAGAUCUGCUACUCAUUCUUGGGACAUCCCUGGAGGUAGAGCCUUUUGCCAGCUUGUCUGAAGCAGUACAGAAAUCAGUGCCCCGACUGCUCAUCAAUCGAGACUUGGUGGGGCCGUUCGCUCUGAGUCCUCGAAGGAAAGAUGUGGCCCAGCUAGGGGAUGUAGUUCAUGGUGUGGAAAGGCUGGUGGACCUCCUGGGGUGGACACAGGAGCUGCAGGAUCUCAUGCAGCGGGAACGUGGCAAGCUGGAUGGACAGGACAGAUAAGACUAUGGCUUCUCCACCUGGGAAGUCACACAGGAGAUCAUCUUAUGUCCAGUGAGACUUCAUGCCUGAAGACAGCUCCAACAUGUUUACAAACAUGGGCCAGAGCACAACAUGUGGCCUGGAUAGUGGUCCUCUGAGGCUGCCUUUGGAAAAGCUGACCAGGGAUGUCUACCCCUGGGGCUGCUCCAUGUGUGCCCCAUCCCCCCUCACUGCUGAAGCUUGUAGUGCAGAUGCAGCUUUCUGCAGUGGCCCUUAUGGUUAUCAAGAGGGCACACAGUACGCCUGUCACCAGACAGGUAAUGCACUAGGACAAUCUAGCAUGUUGAUUGGUAAAGUGGCAUCUUUAAAACUUCAUUUCUUGCAUGAAAUAAACUUAGUAUAAAAA